Molecule: messenger RNA, 1660 nt
Organism: Durio zibethinus
Lineage: Eukaryota; Viridiplantae; Streptophyta; Magnoliopsida; Malvales; Malvaceae
Source: RefSeq, a predicted model, not a curated record
UCAAGUAGAAGUGAAGAAACUGAAGAAAAAGUAGAAAGUUUGAUCUCAGCCAACUCAACUUAAGAUUGCAGACAUAAGCAUGUGGGAGUUUCUUUUAUUUUAUUAAUGUUGGAAGUCAAAUUGAGUUUACUUUAGUUUAGUUUAUUCAUCUUCUGUUGUUCACCAGCUCAUAGGCACAGAAUUUUAUAAUCUCAGGUAGGAAAAAGAGAUCAGUAUUUGAGGCUCCUGGGAAAAUGCUUCUCAGAAGCUCAUCAGCCCCAGUUAUUGGAAGCCUGCUCUUCCCUUUCUCUGAUAGUCCAAACAAAGAUCUUGAUACUACUUACAGGUUACUUCAUGGUAACCAUGAUGGAAAAGUCUACUUCCAUGGUCAGGAAAACCUCAACUUGACACCAUUUUCACAUGCUUCUUCUCCAUUGUCUCAUUCAAUUUCAGGGUUCCCUCAAUGCAAUCAAGAAUCUGGUAGUUUUCGCCUUAAAGGUUUAAGAAGAGCUAAGUCUGAAGGAAGCUUAGAAAGAUUAGAUUAUAGUUCUUGUGAUAUAGCUCAGUUUGUUGAUUCCAGAACACCAAAGAAAUCUUUCUACAGGGAUCAUAUAACCAUGUUGCAUAGUGUACCAUCUUUUUCGAUAUUUAAUGAGGGACUUGAAGAUGGACAACUAGGGGAGGAGGCAUUGGAGAGAACAGUUACAAUUGAAGAGAGCAUUGAUGCUGUGGGCAAUGCAGAUUUCAGCUUUGGGAAAAAGUCUAUGGAAUUGAUUCAGGAAGAAGGAGAGGAGGAAGAAGAAAUAUCAAACAGAAUUCAAAGUUCUAACAAUCAAGAAGUUGAACUUGAACCACCUAGUCCUCCCAUGUAUCUUGCUACAGGUCUUGGAAUUGAUGGUGUUGGAUUUGGUGCCAUGGCUGAUGCUGUUGAUUUUGGUUCAAUGGAUCUUGAUGAGGAUGGUGAUCCUGAAGAGUUUCAUAAGAGGCUGGUUGAUGAGUACCCCUGUCAUCCUUUGUUCCUAAGGAAUUAUGCUAAAUUCUUACAGUCCAAGGGAGAUCUUCAAGGAGCAGAGGACUAUUAUCAUCGAGCGACACUAGCAGAUCCUGAAGAUGGUGAAAUUCUCUUGCAGUAUGCCAAAAUAGUAUGGGAUUGGCACAAAGACAAAGACAGAGCCCUUAGUUACUUUGAACGUGCAGUUCAAGCUUCUCCUCAAGAUAGCAAUGUCCUUGGAGCAUAUGCUAGUUUCCUCUGGGAAAUAGGGGAUGAUGGAGAGGAACAUGGCAAACCACGAGAAUACCCGAAGGUGAUAUUUGACUCUUCACGACUUAUAGAGCAGUUAUUUCCAUUUUCCUGUAAAGACUAAAAUGUUGACAUACUUUUGGCAUGGCUGUAAUGACUAUUAAUUUUUCUCAGGUUAAAGAGGAGAGCUCAUUACCCGAAGAAGAACAUGAGCUUGCCAGCCUAUCUUUGCACCCUCCAAAUCCAAAAGGCUUUGGGGUUCAUACAGAUAUCCAGGAUGUCGACAUCGAGGAUUAUUAUAGGAGGAUUGUUCAGGAAAAUCCUUGCAACCCUCUGGUUCUAAGCAAUUAUGCCCGAUUCUUACAUGAGGUGGAAUUUGUUUAUCCCAAUCAACUUUUUUGCAUAAUUAGCUCAUUUGCUUAACAUCUGCACGACUGCAUA